CUCGGGUUAUCGACUUGUUUUUUUUUAAAAGAAUAUUUGACACUUUCUUCUACAAUUUCGUGCACCAAAAACCCCGCGGAUCGUGACCCAAUCGCAGCCAUUUGUUGUGUGCCCUUAAACAAACUCAACUAUGGCGAAAGAGCCGUCUAGGAAAGUGAAACUGAUGGCGGCAACGGCCGUGGCAUUCGUUUGCGUAGUGGGUCUGGCCCUGGCUUUAACUUUCUUAAACGGAGUCAAUUCCGAUACGCCAUUUUCGCCUCCGUCACCAUCCCGGCUGGGCAAAUUCCGGACGGCGGCCGUCAGCUCAGAUGGCGUCCCUUGCUCGACAAUCGGACGGGACGUUUUAGCGGAUGGCGGAAACGCAGUGGACGCUGCCAUCGCCACGAUAUUUUGCAUCGGGGCGGUUAAUCCGCAAAGCGCCGGAAUCGGUGGAGGAUUCCACAUGACCCUCUACGAUCCAGUCAAACGGCAGGCGCGAUGUCUCGACGCCCGUGAAGUGGCGCCUCUAGCGGCCACCGAAGACAUGUUCAAAGGCAAUUCUUCCAUCUCGCAAAGAGGCGGACUAGCUGUGGGUGUACCGGGAGAGCUGGCCGGCUACUGGGCAGCCCAUCAACAGUACGGAAAAUUAGCCUGGUCACGUCUAGUCCUGCCGACCGCUGAACUCGUCGAAAAGGGAGUUUCAAUCAACAGGCACCAGGCCGAUUCGUUGCAAGCAGAACAGAAAAUCGUCCUGGCCGACCCGUCCAUGAGAAUUUUCGUGAACGAAGCGACGGGACAAGUAAAGAAAUUUGGCGAUAUAGUGAAAAAUCCAGUUUUAGCGCAGACGUUGAGGACGAUCGCUCGCGAGGGCGUCGGCGCCUUGUACAAUGGAACUCUGGGCGAUAAAAUGGUGGAGGAUAUCCGGCGGAAAGGUGGCAUCAUUACCAAAGAGGAUUUAAUGCAAUAUCGGCCUGACUGGAGAGAUCCCAUCAAAGUGGAACUGCACAACAACAUGACGCUGUACUCGAUGCCCCCACCGGGAUCGGGAGUUUUAACUGCCUUCAUUCUGAACAUCCUCGACGGACAUUUGAUCAAAGACAAGACGGCCAAAGCUUCGAGCGAUCCCAAAAUUUAUCACCGCAUGGCAGAAGCUUUUAAACACGCCUACGCCCAGCGCACGAAAUUGGCUGAUCCUCGUUUCGUCCUCGAAGUGAACGAGUUGACUAAAAACUUGUCCUCGGAAGCUCUGGCGGCUGAAACCUACGCCAAAAUCAACGACUCGUUCACAUCGAACGACGCCGAAUUCUACGGCGCCGUGACUUACAAUCCCGACGAUCACGGCACUUCGCACGUUUCCGUACUCGACGGCGACGGAAUGGCCGUUGCCGUUACGUCCACCGUCAAUUUGCGUUUUGGCGCUGGAUUCAUCUCGGAGCAGACGGGCAUCAUCAUGAACAGCGAGAUGGACGAUUUCUCAUCGCCCAACGUCACCAACUUUUUCGGAGUGCCUCCGAGUCCGGCCAAUUUUAUCCGACCGGGCAAAAGACCCUUGUCGUCCAUGACGCCCACCAUCAUCGUCGAUUCCGACGGCAAAGUCCGUUCGGUUGUCGGGGCGGCCGGCGGCACCAAAAUCACCACGGCGACCGUCUACGCAAUUAUUCGAAAUCUGUGGUUUGGAGAAACCAUUAAAGAAGCCAUCGACAGUCCGAGAAUUCAUCACCAGCUCUUCCCCAUGACCUUGCAAUACGAAAAGGGAUUCCCCAUGGAUAUCGUCAACAACAUGACGGCGAAGGGACACAACGUAACGGGAGGGCAAUACGAUGGAGGGGCAGUCAUUUGCGGCAUUGCUGUCGAAGCGGACGGAUUCAUUUACGCAAAUUCAGACUGGAGAAAGAGCGGAGACGUGGACGGUAUCGAUCCAGUCGAUUAAUAGAAAAACAUUCUUCAAUUAGUUCAAAUACCCCGGAGCUUUGUACAGCUUGCCAAAUUAUUCCCCGAUUUUUUUUUUUUUCUUUCGUACGUUGUCAACACGCCAUUUGAUUUCUGCUCAAAAAAAAAAAAUAGAGACAAAACACUUCAA
Molecule: messenger RNA, 2059 nt
Organism: Daphnia carinata
Lineage: Eukaryota; Metazoa; Arthropoda; Branchiopoda; Diplostraca; Daphniidae
Product: glutathione hydrolase 1 proenzyme-like
Exons: 10
Coding region: 131-1909 (592 amino acids)
Biological process (GO): glutathione catabolic process
Cellular component (GO): plasma membrane
Molecular function (GO): glutathione gamma-glutamate hydrolase
Source: RefSeq, a predicted model, not a curated record